This is a messenger RNA of Angiostrongylus costaricensis, 894 nucleotides long. NCBI's taxonomy places the organism in Eukaryota, Metazoa, Nematoda, Chromadorea, Rhabditida, Metastrongylidae. The record is from the annotation of a GenBank genome assembly.
AUGUCGAACAAGGACACAGUACCAUGGGUUGAGAAGUAUCGACCUCAGAAAUUAGAAGAAGUGGUUGGAAAUGAAGAGAUCAUUCACUCUCUUGGAUUUUUCAUCGAGAAUGGAAACCCACCACACUUCAUAAUGUCGGGUCCUCCUGGUUGUGGAAAAACAACAGCUAUUUGGGCUAUGGCGAAGGAAUACUUGAACGAAUACGUGAAAGAUGCCGUUUUGGAGCUGAAUGCUUCCGACGAUCGGUGGGUUUCAGUUUGCAAUGAAGCUGAUUCGAUGACCGAAGGCGCACAGCAGGCUUUGCGACGUAUUAUGGAAAAUUACAGCGAUACGACGCGAUUUGCUUUGGCGUGCAAUCAGUCGGAUAAAAUUAUCGAGCCCAUCCAAUCACGCUGUGCCAUUCUGCGCUUCCACAAACUGUCUGAUGCACAAAUAGCAUGUAGGCUCGAAGAAGUAUGCAAAGCAGAAAAUGUUAGUUAUGAUGACGAAGGCUUGAAUGCGCUCCUUUUCACUGCUCAGGGAGAUAUGCGCCAGGCACUGAACAAUCUCCAGUGCACGGUGUCUGCCUACGAAUACGUUUCAGCUGAAAACGUUCUGAAGGUAUGCGAUGAGCCACAUCCCCAGCUUAUGGCGAAUAUGCUGACCCUGUGUGCUGAACAGAAUUUUAGGGAUGCCGCUGCAAUCAUUCACGAUUUUUACAGAAUGGGAUAUUCUCCUGAAGACAUAGUUUCUAACAUGUUCCGGGUGUCAAAGACAGUUCCAAUACCCGAAUACGUCCGGAUGGAGUUCAUGAAGGAAAUUGGAUUGUGCCACAUGCGCAUUACCGAAGGACUUUCUUCUCUUCUUCAACUCUCAGGACUAGUUGCGAAGUUGUGCGCAGUGGAUGCGAAGUGA